This is a messenger RNA of Colletotrichum lupini, 591 nucleotides long. RefSeq lists its product as uncharacterized. NCBI's taxonomy places the organism in Eukaryota, Fungi, Ascomycota, Sordariomycetes, Glomerellales, Glomerellaceae. The transcript has 5 exons. The record is from RefSeq and is a predicted model, not a curated record. Bases 1 to 591 code for a protein of 196 amino acids.
AUGGCAAGACAAAGCCUAUGGUCCCCGGCACUGAAGGGUUCUGUGAAGACGGCGGGAGACCGUCGGACGAUUACGGGGCCCUUGGUCAUAGUCAAUCCAACCUUGGAGUGCCGAAGUUCCAUCUCCGGCUGGAUAUUCGACCCUCAUUUCAAAGUUGUGCCAAGAGUCAUCGCAAAAACUCAGUAUGUCGUAUUCUGCCCCCAAUCCCCCAUUUCAUUGGAGGACUUUGAUCCUCAGAAAGACGAGAGACAUGAGGACGUUCUCGCGCAGAGUUUCGCUCACUGUGAAAUCAUUCCUCCUCGUCAGGCUCACCAACUCACCUACCUCCCCUGCUCUCCCCCUUCUCAUCAGCCACCAUCUGCACCUCGGUUCCUUGAGCCCGAGAAGAGACGAUAUUCUUCCACUCUCAUAUUCCUUGUCUUGGGCUUUUGCCCAGCGCCCAGCGCAACGAAGCGCGCCGGACGGCCGCGCCGCUCUGGGCAGAUUCUAGGACCUGGGAACCCUUAUGUAUAUGCUAACAUGGUUUGUAUUGGAGGAAUGAAAAUUUCAGAUGGGAGAGUGCGGCCGGAAGUGGGUGCUAGUGAGCGAUGA